AUUUUACGGCCGGACUGCGUCUGGUCGAGGUGCGCAUACCAAACUAUGUGAUUAAGGGCGCCACCGCCCAGCUGGAGUGCCUGUACGAUUUGGAUGGCGAGGCGCUCUACUCGGUCAAAUGGUACAAGGAUGGCAAUGAGUUUUACCGCUAUGUGCCCAGGGAUAAUCCGCCGGCGCAAACAUUUCGCCUGCCAGGUGUUGCUGUUGAUUUGCACAACUCGAGCGAUGCGAUUGUUAACCUGCACAACGUCAAUCUGCAGUCGGCUGGCCGCUUCCGCUGCGAGGUAUCCGGCGAGGCGCCAUCCUUCCAAACGGUCACCGAGCAUGGCGACAUGGUUGUUGUGUCUCUGCCCGAUCAGGGACCGCCGAAAAUAAUUGGAGGACGUCCGCGUUACCAAAUCGGCGACUGGGUGCGCAUCAACUGCACCGCCGGCCGCUCCAAGCCGGCCGUCAAUCUCACCUGGUAUGUGAACGGUGAGCCGGCCGAGCCGCAGAAGCUACGCAAAUACGAGACGAUUGUGUCGGGCCGCGAGGGCCUCGAGACCUCGGUGCUGGGCUUGCAGUUUCGCGUGGAACAACAUCAUUUUCGCAAUGGCGACAUGAAGCUGAAGUGCGUGGCUGCUCUCUCGUCGUUCUACUGGCGCAGCAACGAGGAGUCCGUGGAGGGCGAUCGGCCGCAGAAGGCGCCGGUCCUGGAGUCGCGAGAGAGCGACAGCGCCUUCGCCAGCAACUCGCGCGCCGAUCCGGUGCAAGGUAUGUCAUACCGGGAAAUAUUUGUUACCAAAAUCUUAUCGCUUUUUCUUCAACCAAAUGCAGCCAGCAAUACGGACUCGCUACUAAUGGCCCGGGCGCCCAAUGCCCUGCUGCUGCUGGCGCUGGCCCUGGCUGCCACCUUAGCGGGCGGCAGCCUCCACUCCAACUGGCCGGCGUUCAGGCACAGCAGCAAGGCUGGGUUCGGUCCGCGGGUCCGCGUGCAUCGAGCUUCGAUAAAUGUUGUUAGGCCAGAGCAAGAGCAAGGCAAUGAUAAGCCCAAUGAUAAGCUCAGAGCGCAGUUCAUUCAUGUUGAGCAAACGCUUCAAGAUUCUCUCUCAGCAGCGCAGCGUCGGCAGCUGUUGCUGACUGCGCGGUAGCUGCAUUAAGUUAGCCUUGCCUAUGCCCCGCCCAUUUUUUCCACUGAAUUUUCCGUCUUCGCUUCGCAGAAAAUGAAAAUCAAAAGCAUAAAAAAAUCUUUUAAAAAAAAAAAAAU
Messenger RNA from Drosophila navojoa, 1246 nucleotides. It is a transcript of the gene beat-IIIc, whose product is annotated as immunoglobulin like domain containing beaten path IIIc. Gene Ontology annotation, biological process: motor neuron axon guidance. Lineage: Eukaryota; Metazoa; Arthropoda; Insecta; Diptera; Drosophilidae. The record is from RefSeq and is a predicted model, not a curated record.